AUGUACAUCUUUUACGUUCUUUACAUCGGUGAGUACUGUUACGAGAACGUCUGGCUGUUAUUUUCUAACCAAAACCAAAGAGAAAUUCGUUACGCCGAUGACCCAACUUGUUCACGCAAUCCGAACAAUCCAAACAAUUCGAAGAAAACUCCGGAGAAAAGUAGUAACAUCGCGCAGAAAGCUGCACAGGAAGCUAAGGCUGCUUCGGAAGCGCAGAAUAUCGCUGGUCAGCAAGCCGCUCGUCAAGUAAAGACACAACUCGCUGAAAAAGCGGUACAGGCUGCAAAAGCAGCGGAGGAAGCGCUCACAGGCAAGAAAGUCGUAGUGGAUCAGUUACAAGAAGAAGUGAGAGAAGCGCAAUCGGUUGUUCAAGAGGAAUCCUCAUCCUUGGAACAGGAACAGGCUAAUGUUAACGCAGCUUUACAAGCAGCGCGUCAGUCGCAAGAUCAGUUAAAGACGCUGACGCACGCAGUACAAACGGCUAAGGCGAACGCGGCCAAUGCCCAGGCUGCUGCGAAUGGAGCUCAAAAAACUUUACGAGACAAGGAAGAAUUGGUGGACGCGGCGAAACGACGGGUCGAGGAACUGUCGAAUCAGCUGAGAGCCGCUAAACAGGAACUCGCCAACACGAAUCGAGCAGCUGCUAAAGCAAAUGCCGCCGCUAACGAGGCGAAAGCCAACGCCAGUAGGAACAAAAGGCGACUGGAAAACAUUCGCAGGAUGAGGAUCAUGAAAAGGUAACUGAAGGCGUCUUCUUCCUAGGCACGAUACUGGUCUCCAGAUAUUGCGCGAUUUACGUUUAAUUCUAGCUCGUAAUAAGAAAUCCUAAACUACUAUCGCGUCCGUAUAUACAGAGAAAAUAUUCGAAAGUACAGCACUUAUAUAGGGUGUAUCAUAAGAGUCGCCGGAGGGUCCUUUACGCGAGGAGAGGUAACCCGCACUCUCGCUCCUACUCGCCGCCACUCUCGAUGCGAUCGUAAAGUAAGCUCGCGUCACGUCACACACAUACAAAUAACAUUAUAUCGCUAUAUGGCAGUGACAGUGGCAAUCUCGAUCGUAAUUCGGCAAUAGACAGGAGGCACGAAAACGAU
This is a messenger RNA of Bombus huntii, 1091 nucleotides long. RefSeq lists its product as uncharacterized. NCBI's taxonomy places the organism in Eukaryota, Metazoa, Arthropoda, Insecta, Hymenoptera, Apidae. The record is from RefSeq and is a predicted model, not a curated record. The transcript is spliced from 4 exons. Bases 1 to 741 code for a protein of 246 amino acids.